Messenger RNA from Eimeria necatrix, 1524 nucleotides. RefSeq lists its product as hypothetical. The transcript has a single exon. NCBI's taxonomy places the organism in Eukaryota, Apicomplexa, Conoidasida, Eucoccidiorida, Eimeriidae. Bases 1 to 1524 code for a protein of 507 amino acids. The record is from RefSeq and is a predicted model, not a curated record.
AUGCAGCAAGUACGGGCGGCUGUUCGCCAAAUGCCGGUUCUUCCUUCAGAAAGAUACCUUCGUUAUUUGCGGCUGACAGGCCGUCGCAGAGAACUUACUGCGCUAGCUGUUUGGUUAGCAGGGAGGCCCGACAUUAUCCCAACCUUCUCUGAACAUGACCCGUCCGAGCCGGAGCAAACAUUUUCUUCGCCACCGGAAAAUAGUUGUGAGAUGAAGACAGAACAUGCGAAUCCUCCAAGCGGUGUUUUCGAAAAAGGAAGCAGCGCUUCAUUCUCUUCUGGCAACGAUGAAGUGCCGGAAAAAAGAACGGUUCUUCGUGAGAACGCCCCUUCUCCAGCGGCCGCUGGGGAAGGUGAAGAGGCCAGGGAAUUGGGCAGACAAGGAGAUGGAGGUGUGCAAGGGUCAUGCAGCGAUAUCUUUCCGCGUCCAAGUCCCUGCUUACCAGACGAGAACCAUGGUGAAGCCGUUGCCAGCCUCGGUAGGAGAAAUGGCAGUCUAGAGGCUCUGAGAGAUGAAAGUGAAACAGCAGCCAAUCUCAGAAGUGGAUGUAAGACAACAGACAUGGAUACCGGCGGCGGUACAAUAUCUCUCUCUACGAGCAAACAGGUUUCAGCUGACUUGCUUCCUGCCAUGAAGGCCAACUUGGUCCCUCGUGACCUACCAGUAGAUCCGGAAACUCAUAAAGUGGGCAGUCAGGCUCCUGCAAACCCUGCACAAGAUCAGCUCAUUCUACCUACAGCGACAGCUGGUGCUAAAGCCAAAGCGAAAAAGCAGCCAACCGUAAAGAACCCGCCACCCCGUUUGGCACAUGUUGCUCAGAAGGCCAUUGCUCGUUCAAAAAUAUCGAGGCCGCUCGGGCAAGCACAAUGGCAAGCUCCAGGCAUGCCUGGAGAGGUACCAGCUGCUAGAGACCCGCAGAGGGCAGCAAAGACUCAACAUCUCAGGCACAGCAGAGUCGUUGCUGGAGAUAUGGUGAAAUGCCAGCCCCCUGAGUCGGAUGACAACGCAGCUGCUAUGCCUGUGGAGAAGGGCUCCGACAUUUCGGCCUCCAAAGCGCCACAAGGCUCUCCCGUCAAGCUAUCAUCACAAUCCGAUGAAGAACCAACCACGGUCGCUGCUGCACAACUGCCAGUCGACACUCCACCACGCGGGCCUCGUAGUAAUUUUCAAAAGAAACAACCCCUAAUGCAGUCUAGGCUAAUCGCUUCUCGCGCUUCUUCGUCAAAGCUUUUUAACGGCCCGAAAAAUGGACUGCGAAGACCAUCAGCUGCUUCUCUACCGGGAAGACGUGGGACCACCUUUGGGGUGGACCCAACCACCCAACCCACUGCAGACCCUGCGCAGCUGACUCAAGAGGCUGUGGAUCUCUUGUCUGAGCCGCAGAUGCUCGCUGAGAUGGCAACUCUUUGUGUUCGGCUCUCAGACCUAUUUUGUUGUAGGUCAGCAACUUCCUCUGUCGAUCAACCAUCCGGAGGUCAGGCCGCAAUGGAGAGACCGUCAGAGUUCGAGCAGGAGCCUAUAUAA